This is a messenger RNA of Pedinophyceae sp. YPF-701, 2220 nucleotides long. The record is from the annotation of a GenBank genome assembly. NCBI's taxonomy places the organism in Eukaryota, Viridiplantae, Chlorophyta, Pedinophyceae.
AUGGGGAAGCGCGAGCGCGGCCACGCAGGCGGCGCGGCGCGAGGUGCCGCCACCGCCGGCAAGGCGACGCGGGCGCCCGCCGACGACGGCGCGAGGAAGACGAAGCAGAAGAAGAAGAAGGCCAGGCACGCGGCCGCGGCCGCGGCCCCGCCGUUCGCGGACCCCGAGGAGUGGGCCGCGCGCGACCCCGUGGGCUUCCUCACGUGGUGCGCGGAGCGCGGCCCGGCGUCGCGCGACGCGUUCUGGAGCAAGCACUGGGAGCGCGCGGCGGCGGUGUUCCGCGCGCCCGCGCCGCGCAGGGCCUUCUUCGAGGGCCUCGCGGGGCUGGAGGACGUGUGCGAGGUGGCGGAGGAGAUGGCGGCGGACGACGAGGACGGUCCGAUGCUGUUCGGGCGGGACGUCAACGCCGCGCGGUACCGCGGCGGCGUCCGCGAGACGCCCAACGGCGACGUCGCCACCCCCGAGGUCCUGCACGCGCUCUUCCACGAGGAGGGCUGCACGCUGCAGGUGCACCAGCCGCAGCGGUGGUCGGACCGCCUCUGGCUGCUGUGCUCGUCGCUCGAGGCGCGGCUCGCGUGCCUCGUCGGCGCGAACGCCUACCUCACCCCCGCGGGGCGCCAGGGCCUCGCGCCGCACCACGACGACGUGGAGAUCUUCGUGUGUCAGACGCGCGGGACGAAGCGCUGGCGGCUCUACGCGCCCGUGGACGGCUUCGAGCUCCCGAACGCGCCCUCGGGCGACCUCCCGCGGGACCGCGUCGGCGCGCCGACGCUCGAGGUGGAGCUGGCGGUCGGGGACGUGCUGUACCUCCCGCGGGGGACGGUUCACGAGGCCGUCGCGGGGGACGGCGACGCGGGGUCCGCGCACGUGACGAUCAGCACGUACCAGCGGUGGUCGCUCGCGGACCUCGCGGCCAACGUGCUGCAGGUGACGCUCAACGAGCGCGACCCCGCGCUGGCGGCGCCGCUGCCGCUGCGCCGCUCGCUGCCGCCGGGGUUCCUGUACGCGGCGGGCGCGCAGGCCGACUUCUCGGCCGCGUCGCGCGCGGCGGCGUCGGAGGUCGCGCGGGACCUCGCGGGGGGCCUGCGCGCCAUUGCGGACCGCCUGACGCGGGAGGACGGGGGGGUCAGUGGGCCGGGGGGGUCGCUGGUGUCGCUCGCGACGGACCUCAUGUCGCUGGACUUCUGCAGGGCGCGCCUGCCGCCGCACCCGCGGCUCAUCCGCGACAUCGGCCCCCCGCCGGCGGGGCGCGGCGCGCGGGUGGUGGCGCGGAUGCCGGGGAUGGCGCGCGUGCUGCCGGUGCGCGGGGCGCCGCUCGGCGAGGAGGGCGACGAGGAGCUGGUGCGCGUGGAGUCGUGUCUGGACAACCCGCGGCACACGCACAUGCUGGACGCGGGAGGGGGCGAGGACAUGGGGGGGAGCGAGGACGAGGAGGACGAGGAGGACGACGUGGAGGGCGAGGAGGAGGACAGCGACGAGGAGCCGCCGCAGCUGGUGCCGGCCGCGGGCGGGAAGAAGCAGGACGCGGGGGGGGGGAAGGUGGAGGCGAGCAGCAGCGACGAGGACGAGGACGGCGUGGGCGGCUACGCGUCGCUGUCGGACGACUCGGACGCGGAGGAGGCGAUCCUGGGGGCGCUGGACGACAGCUCGGACGAGGAGGAGGGGGGGAGUGACGGGAGUGACGGGAGUGACGGGAGUGACGGGAGUGACGGGGAGGGGGGUCUGCUGUUCCCGAUGGAGCUCGCGCCUGCGCUGGCGGCGAUGUUGUCGGCGACGGACCCGCGGGGCGUGGCGGUGAGCGACCUGCCGCUGCUGGUGCCGGAGGGGUUCGCGGAGGACGGCGACGCGGCCGCGGAGGUGCGGCGGGAGGCCGCGCUCGCGCUGUGGAACGAGGGCCUCGUCGCGACGGUCGACCCGGGGGAGGCGGAGGAGGGCGGGGGGGGGAGUGACGGCGACGAAGGUGUUGACAGCGGGGCCGGGUCGGAGUCGGACGGCAGCGAGGACGACGGCGAGGACGACGGCGAGGACAGCGACGCGGUGGAGCUGGACGACGCGCAGCUGGAGCUGCGGGACGAGGACCUCGAGGAGCUGCGCGCGGCCGGGUACGACCUGGAGGCGAUCGAGCGGGCGAUCGCGGCGGAGGACGGCGCCGGGAAGAGGAAGGGCGAGCCCGGUGGGGUCGCACAGGUGGGGGGCAAGCGGCGGAAGAAGCAGCGGUAG